AUGAAGUCUGUUGCUUAUCUUAGUGUCUUUCUGGCUGGCUUCCUGGUUUCUAGUCCCUUAGUGGAAGGUGAGUUUCUCCUGCCAACAGAGUGGAAGUUCUCUUGUGAUGGGACAGUUUCUCAGAGCCAAAAGAUGUCAGACUCUCCUUGGGCCUCUUCAAAAAAGAAGAAGUAUGAAUUGUAUCAGGGUCCUUGCUGUUUGCAGGAAAUACCCCCCGUGAAAUACCUUUGUUCUCUCCCCCCCCCCGGGUCACUCCUCCUAGCAGUGCCCCUGGUGCCAAUUAAAGAAGCAAGGGGCGCUGAGUGCCUGUGGUUUGGAAAGCAAACUUCUCUCCGUCCUUGUCUCACUCCUCACAAUCAUUCCUGUUUUUCUUGUCUCUCUCCUGAGCAGUGAAAGCUGACACCUGUGCCAGAGAGUGGCUGCAAUACCAGGGCAAUUGCUAUGGCUAUUUUGAGACUCAGAUGACCUGGCAUGAGGCAGAGGUAAGCGGCCAGCUGGUUUUGCCUAAGUUAGGUAAAUGGCUCUCAAGAUAUGGAGGUCCAAAAGGAGGUUCAAUGUUGCUUUUCAUGGUUCUCCAUCCUUAUGGCAGCCGGAAGAAUCCCAGGAGACAGCCAGGAAACAGCUAGCUAAAGACAGGAAAGAAUUACAGUGGUACCUCGGGUUACAAACACCUUGGGUUACAAACACUUCCGGUUACAGAAUCCACUAGCCUGGAAGUAGUACCUCAGGUUAAGAACUUUACCUCAGGAUGAGAACAGAAAUCUUGCGGCGGCGGUGCAGCGGCAUUGGGAGGCCCCAUUAGCUAAAGUGGUACCUCAGCUUAUGAAUGGUUUCAGGUUAAGUACAGACCUCUGGAACGAAUUAAGUUUGUAACCAGAGGUACCACUGUAUUAUCCCUUUGUUUUGUUUUAACGGGGUGCUGCUGCCUCUGCCAUCCUCCCGACAUCACAGCCCCUAUGUGGCAUGGCUGCUUGUUGUCUCUGGCAGUCUUUCAAAUCACCUCCCUCCUCCCUGCAGAUGCGUUUUCCUGAUGGCAGCAGCAAUUAUUCUGGGAGUUGAGCUGAAGCUUGGGUCCAUAUCGUGGUGGGUUGAUGCAAUGUGUGGAUCCCACAGUGCCCAGUGUUGGAAUCUUUAUCACAGUUGGUUUGGGAGGUUUGGCGACGAGCCCUUCCAUACAUCUAGGCCCUUGGCAGGUGUCUGACCUGACACUGUUCUUGAGGCAAUCUUGUGAAGCCGUGGAAGAGUCAAGGUUUUCCCUCAGGCUGGGGUGAGGAACCCUUUUCGGACUGAGGGCUGUAUUCCACCCUGGGAACCCCCGGAGGGCCACAUGGCAGUGAUGGGCAGGGCCGGAGACAAAAGUGAAUUUUACCUUUGUAGUAUUUCUACACACCCUUCUCUAGCCAGGAAAGCAAGUGGUAUUAUCAGAGUUCAAUGAUACAUUCAAGCUACGAAGAAAACACUUGGGGUGUGAAGUAGGGCCAAUGAGGGUGCUCACCUGGGAAGAGGGCAUGAGGCCUAAGAAUAGUUUUGUGGGCCGGAUAAAGUUUUUAAGGGCCCCCAUUCAACCUCUGGGCCUGAGGUUCUCAACCCUGAAAAGUUCCUUGUUCCAACAGCAGCAUGGAUGCUAUUAGCUCAGAGAUGGAUAGAAGACAAAGUCUCUACAAGAGAAGAAUGGCAAAUUAAAUUGUUUUACUAUGCCGAAAUGGCAAAAUCAACCAGAACGCUCAAAGCCAAGAAGACCAUAACUUUAAUAAGGAAUGAAAAAAAUUAUAAUUUAUCUUGGGGACCACUGUAAACUAAUGAAAACAUUAGCAGGAUUGCAAUAACACUUGUAAUGUAAUGGGUACUAUGGAGAUAAUAGAGCUAAAAAACAACUACAGAACCCUUGCAGGGGAAGGUGGGAAGUCCAGAGAUUUGGGGGAAUCUUUUAAUCGUAGCUGUGUGUUGUAAAAUCAAAUUUCAAAAUUUCAAAAAAGGAAAGAAAAAGAAAAAGAAAAAUUCCUUGUUCAUCACAAUUCUUCUUGCUUUAAGCCACAUGAUGUCCCACGAAAGAGUAGCAGAAUGUGGAAAAAAACAGCCUUUGUUAUUGUCCUUGUCUAGAUCGAGUGCCAGAGUUACAGGCGUGGGGCUCACCUUGCUUCCCUCCUUACCCCCGCAGAGACCCUCGUGGUAGCCAAUCACAUCGCUGCUUACCAGACUGACAUCAGCAAUGUCUGGAUUGGUUUGCAUGACAUCCGACAUGUGAGUAUCUGGAAACUGCUACAUUUCUGCUCUGCCAGUGUUCUCCAUGGGAAAGGCACCUUCUAACAAACGUUGUUCACAUGGAGUGCCAUUGCAUCCCUAACGUCUUCCUCUCAGCUGUGAAUUUCGGAGGCCACUCCCUGUCAGCCAUAGAGGUUGCCUUGGGUGUUAGUAAUGGAUUUGUAAGGCCUGCCCAAUCAAUUUAGGGCUGUAGACAUCUUAGUUAUGGAACAGGUCCUCCAGUUUUGCAGUGCUAUGUAGACUACCAUGAUGUACAACUGUUAUUUAAUGGUUUCUGGGUUGUUUCUGGGUUGAUAGGCUCCAGGAUGUAGGCCCCAUGAACUGAGGUAAUAGGAGAACCAGUAUUCCUUCACCUCCAAACUUUUAAUGUUUUUUUUUAAAAAAAAUAUUAAUAAUUUAUUUACAACAUAGUCCACAACAACUCAUACAUACAAACAAACAAACCCGCCACCAUUGACAAUUUAAUUAUCAAAAUUAAACUCCUAUCCCUUUGCAUAAAGAAAACAAACACAAAAAUAAAAGACUUCCUUUAUCCUGUAAAUGGCCUCCUUAUUUACUUCUUGUAUACUGUUUCUUUUAUAUGUGAUUAUUACAAUUUUUCCUAGUUAUGACUUUAAAAAGCACAAAGUCUCCUGUAUAAAUUAAUUGAAAGAAGUCCAGGUUUAUAUUUUGGGGCACUGUUCUCUGCAUUUCCCCCAUUCUUUUUGAAAUUCUUGUCUGGGUUGUCCCCUUAGUUACUUUCUCUCGUCACUCUACAGAGUGGAAUAUGGAGGUGGUCAGAUGAGUCUACCUACAACUACAAAGCAUGGAUGCCAGGGGCACCCAACAACUUGGGGAAGGACGAGUAUUGUGUUGAGCUGAGGCAUUCUGUGAGAGAGGAAGUUGUUCCUGGUGAUGGCGCACCUGAGCAAAUAGCAGUAGGAGCCCCCAUGGGAAGUGCCCAUGAAAGAAGAUGCCAUCCUGAAGAAAGAGUUCGCAGUGAACGUGCAGGUAAAAAAAAGAUUUAGUACCAUCCAGAAUCAAAGACUUCCCUGUUCAGUUAUAUUAACUUCACACAUUGUUAUCAAGGGCCUAUUCAAUAGUCUACAAUGAUAGGAUACUUCUAUCUGUGUAUUUCACCAAUUGCGCAUUGCUUUCAAUUAUUUAGCUUUUUAUAUGUUGUGUCUUUUACUAUGAUUUGUAAGUUGUUUUGAGAUGUUUGUGCAAAUGACUAAGAAACAUAAAGAAUGCCAAUAACAUUUGCACAUUAUUAUUACUUAUUGUUUCAAUUUAUAUCUCACCCUGUUUCCCAAAGGAGCCCAGCGUGGCAAACACAUCAAUAAUAUUUCUAAGUAUUAUAAAAAGAGUUUAAAACCUUCUAAAACAGUUUUUUUUAAAGUCCCUUAACCAGUGAUUCCACAUUUGAAAGGAACAGUACCCUUCUGUCACCAAACGCCUGGGUAAACAGGGGUGUUUUAAAAUUCCCUCUGAAAGUCAGUAAUAAGGGAGACAGAUGCAGCCCGCUUUGUCAUAGGCCGAUGCCAGCGGGGUGACUUUAAUAGAGGACAAAUUCAUGAAGGAUGAAGCUGUCAGUGGCUACUAGCCACAAUGGCUGUACUCUUCCUCCAUGGCUAGGGAAGCAGUAUGCUUUUCAAUAGGGACGCAGGUGGCGCUGUGGUCUAAACCACUGAGACUCUUGGGCUUGCUGAUCGGAAGGCUGGCGGUUCAAAUCCCCACGACAGAGUGAGCUGCCACUGCUCUGCCCCAGCUUCUGUCAACCUAGCAGUUCAAAAGCAUACCAGUGCAAGUAGAUAAAUAGGUACCGCUACAGUGGGAAGGUAAACAGCAUUUCCGUGCGCUCUGGUUUCCGUCACAGUGUUCCAUUGUGCCAGAAGCGGUUUAGUCAUGCUGGCCACAUGACCCAGAAAGCCAUCUGUGGACAAACGCCAACUCCCUUUGCCUGAAAGUGAAAUGAGCGCCACAACCCCAUAGUCACCUUUGACUGGACUUGGAACCAUCCAGGGUCCUUUACCCUUACCUUUUACCUAUGCUUUUCAAUAUCAGUUGCUGUAACAUGCAGGAGGGGAGAGCUGCUGUUGUGUUCCUGCUUUUCGGUAACUAGUCAUUGACACCAUAUUAGUAUCUUAGUAGUGUAUUUGUACAAGAUCAUCCACACAAGGGAGAGGAAUCUGUCAACUGUUGGACAUUUCUUUUGCUCUUAGAAUUCUCCAAGUGGAAUGAUGCAAAGUGCCACAAACUGAACUCCUACAUCUGCAAACAUGAACUGUAG
Podarcis lilfordi (Lilford's wall lizard) is the source of this 4531-nucleotide messenger RNA. NCBI's taxonomy places the organism in Eukaryota, Metazoa, Chordata, Lepidosauria, Squamata, Lacertidae. The record is from the annotation of a GenBank genome assembly.